Messenger RNA from Labeo rohita (rohu), 5825 nucleotides. It is a transcript of the gene unkl, whose product is annotated as unk like zinc finger. Bases 62 to 2521 code for a protein of 819 amino acids. The record is from RefSeq and is a predicted model, not a curated record. The transcript has 16 exons. Gene Ontology annotation, molecular function: metal ion binding. NCBI's taxonomy places the organism in Eukaryota, Metazoa, Chordata, Actinopteri, Cypriniformes, Cyprinidae.
CGCGAGAGCAUGAGUAGACGAGAGGGUCCCCGCGCACGCGCUAUUAUUGUUUUGACUGAAAAUGCCGUCGGUUUCGAAAACGGCGGCGAGCGCUUCUCCUCAAACCGAGAAACCAACCCACUAUACAUAUUUGAAGGAGUUCAGGACCGAGCAGUGCCCACUGUUUUUGCAGCACAAAUGCACACAGCAUAGACCCUUUACGUGUUUCCACUGGCAUUUUCUAAAUCAGCGAAGACGGAGACCCAUACGAAGAAGAGACGGGACUUUUAAUUACAGCCCAGAUGUAUAUUGCACGAAGUAUGAUGAAACAACAGGAAUAUGUCCCGAUGGAGACGAUUGCCCUUAUUUACACCGGACCACCGGUGACACAGAGCGCAAGUACCAUUUACGCUACUACAAGACCGGCACCUGCAUCCAUGAGACGGAUGCACGUGGGCAUUGUGUGAAGAACGGCCUCCACUGCGCCUUCGCUCAUGGACCACACGACCUACGGCCACCAGUUUAUGACAUCAGAGAAAUCCAGGCACAGGAAGCUCUGCAGAACGGCCAGUUGGGAUCUGGAGAGGGAAUUCCUGACCUGCAGCCGGGUGUGCUGGCCAGCCAGGCCAUGAUUGAGAAGACCUUGAAUGAGGACCCACGCUGGCAAGACACCAAUUUUGUUUUGGCCAAUUAUAAAACUGAGCAGUGCACCAAGCCUCCACGUCUAUGCAGGCAGGGCUAUGCCUGUCCCCACUAUCACAACAGCAGAGAUAGGAGAAGAAAUCCCAGAAAGUUCAAAUACAGAUCGACGCCCUGCCCGAGUGUAAAGCAUGGCGAUGAAUGGGGCGAACCCUCCAAGUGUGAGAGCGGUGACAGCUGUCAGUAUUGCCACUCUCGUACCGAACAGCAGUUCCACCCAGAGAUCUACAAAUCUACUAAAUGCAAUGACAUGAGGCAAACUGGAUACUGUCCAAGGGGUCCAUUCUGUGCUUUUGCACAUGUGGAAAGAAUUCCUUCCACAGAGGAGACCAUGAGCACGUUGCUCACAGCAAUGCAGUCGGGUUCUCAGUCCAAGCUGGGCUCGCCACAAUACCCAGAGUGUCCAGUCAGCGAGUGGAGCGGCAACACGAAUUCCAUCACCAGCAGCGCCAGUAACAACGGCCAGACGGGAAACGUAUCAUGCUCUAAUAGUCCAACUGUAACACCAGGCUCAGGGAGCAACAGUUCUUUGUCCCCAAUUGGACCCAUCAGCAGGCCAAAAUGCUUUACUAAUGGUAGCUUUUGUUCAGAGUCCACCACGUCCAGUGUUUCCUCUCCGACGUCUAACUAUCCCAAAGCUCCGGGUUUUGAACGGGAGGAUCAGGCAAAGAACCAGAAGAGCCAGUCUGGGGAAAAUAAUCAAAAGUUAAUGGACCAAGACAAACAGGCUCAUGGCAGUGUGUUCUCAGUGGUGAACCCGCUAGCAUCCAGCAUAACAUCGAGCAUCACGUCCAGCUUGGCCUCCAGUAUCGGAUCUGACAGUUCGUCACCCACCACUUUAUCAACCAUGAAUGCAAAAGCCACGCCUUUCUAUCCAGGCAGCAAUACCGUAGAGUCAGUAAUAGGAUCUGCACUUGACCUGAAUUUUAGUGACAUCAAUGUUGCCUCCCUCGACAAAGAGCUAGAAGACCAAGACAACAAUGGCCUUGGUUUAACAAGUCAGAGGUUAUUAGGAGGCUCUGCUCCUGUCAAUAUUCCUGGCUCUCUGGCUCGGUCUUCCUCUCUGCAUUCCUCGUCAUCUCUAUCUGCCUCCCCGCUCAGCUCUCUGUCUCAAUCCCUGUCCCAGUCUCUCCUCACUGGAAUGGCCUCCCAGCAGAGCCAGCCACAGGCACCACCCGUUAAAACCGAGCACGGCCUUCUAGGAACACCUACGUCUACGCAGAACUCCUUAGGUCUAAAUGGCGGAGCAGGGGGAAUAUGGGACUUUAUGAGUGGCAGCUUCUCUCCCAGCCCGUCUCCAGUGUUCAGCAGCCUUACUUCCAGCACCGUCGGCUCCAGCAGUGCAGACAUUGGCCGGCUCCUCCGAGAACUGGAUGAAGCCAAGCGCAAGAUAAAGCAAUGGGAGGAGGCUUGGCACCAAGUCAAACAGGCCUGUGAAGCGUGGCAGAAAGAUGCUCACGAAGCAAAGGAGCAAGCUAAAUCGGCAGAGGCGGAGCGGCAGCUGGCGGAGCAGAAGCGGGAGGACACCGAGCGCAAGCUGAAGGAACUGCAGGGAGACUUUGACGUUUUGUGUCGCUCCCCCAACACGCCCCUCCUGCGCAGCUACGGCGAGCUGGACCAGCUCCCCCUGCCAAAGCUCCGCUCCAUCCAGAGCCAGCUGCGCUCUGACCUAGACCUCAUAGACGGGGUAAUAUAUCAGCUUCAGUCAAAGAAAUGUAUAGUUUGCCAAAAGCAUGAUCGUUCCAUUGUCCUGCAGCCUUGCCAACAUUAUGUACUUUGUCAGAACUGUGCGUCUGGUAAAAUGGAAUGUCCUUACUGUAAGACGAAAAUAUUGAAGUGGUGAUGUACAGCUAUCCAAGGUACUAUUUAAUGAUUUAGCCCUUUGAAGAACUACUAAUACAUAUUAUUAUUAUUAUUAUUAUUAUUAUUAUUAUAAUUAUUAUUAUUAUGCUUACAGUUUCUAAAUAGCAUUUUUUGUGUUUCAGUAUUUCAUAUAGUGAUUCAAUUGAUUAGUUUUAUUAGAAUCUAAUAAGUGGUGUUUGACUGAUACAAAUCAAGUACUUAAAUGCAAUACCUGUUUUGUACAAGCUAGAUUAUCCAUUUUCAUAAAGCAUUAAACUAUUUCCCCUUGGUUCUUGCUUUUGGCAUUUAUAGUCGGUUGGCCCUGAUUUGACUGUUAGCCACAAAAUCAUCGGCCCGACGCCAUUAUUGCUACUAGCUGUGUGAAGAGGAUUCAUUUCUUGUUAAAAGCACUUUGUUGACUUGGAAAUUUGUCUGAGGGUAUUUUUGUUUUCUUUUAGAAUUUUUGCUUUAAGCUGCUUUGUAGUUUUUUUGUUAUUUUUUUUAUUUUCGUAGAAUUAUAUUUUUUCCCAAAUACGCUAAAGUAUGAAGCUUUUGUGUGUACUGUGAAACAUAAUAGAAUAUUUCAUUUUUCUUACUGUUAAAUCAUGGUAUAGUGUAUAUAUCUUGUUAGGUUUCAUAUAAAAUAGUACUAAAUAGUAGUUAUUAUUACUUUCAUUGUUACUUAAAUUUUUCAAUCAAAUAAGUGCAAACUUUGAAUGCAUUUUAGGCAUAACCAGCAGCUGUAAUAUCAGUAAGGCACAUACUGUAUGCUAAGGCAUUUAGUAAAUCGAUUUCUCCGUCUUAUAGUGACUAUUUAGAUAUACAUGAUGUAGUCGUUAGAUGAGCACAUGUGUCUGUGCGACACAGUUUUUUUUUUUUUUUGGAUUUUAGCCUUUCAGAUAUGUCAGAACAUAUAUCUGAUUCCUGGCCACUCCCUUCUUAAGUGCCUUGCCUUAAAAAACAUUUGAAGCAUCUGUGAAGAGUUUAGGAUUGUAGUAGAAAACCCAUAGCUUGUGCAAAGUUUGUAUUUUUCCAGUAGUACCGUAUUAUCGGAGCAUUUAGCGGCCCAAUUGAGUACUAGUAAAGUAUUUCCGAGAGACUUGGACCCCGGUCGGUGCCUGAGCUCUGAGGUUCAGCUAAAGAAUCGAUCCUUUUCCUUCAUUAACGAUGGUGCUUUUUGGGUGCAGCUUCAUUAUCCUUAGAAACGUUGAAUCAUCCUUAAUUUAAACGUGUAGGGAUAUUCAAAUCAGGAAAUGUGUGUUUCUUUGAUUGCAAAAACUAAACUGGCUUAGUACAUUUCUGUUUAUUGAAAUGUGUAGACUUGUAGUGCUCUGUAGUGUUUACAGACAGAAAUCAUCGGUGUUUUCGUAUCCAAAUUCGACAGUGUAAUGUGCUUAGGUAAUCUAAUUGAAAUGACCUGCUACUGUGUUAUCUGAAACUUUUUCUUUUAUUCUCUCGUUCCUUUCAUAUUUACAGCAAUGAGUUCGUGCGGUAAAUUGUCAGGUACACAAAGGUGCAAGUUCUUUUUCUUUGGAGAAAAAAAAAAACAAAAAAAAACGGGAUUAACAGUUUACUUCAAAAGGGAUGGUUAUCGAAUUGUCCUCGUAUUUUCUUUCAGCUUCACGAGGCGAAGACAGCGUGUGUAUAUAUAAAUAUAUGAUUUCUCUCGGCUUUCGUUCUAGCGUUCGUAUCUUAAUCCACAAGGUCUGUAUGUAGCUCACUGCAUGUGUCAGUGUGUAACUUUUGUUAACCAGCUGAAGCUCUAAAUCACACUGCCAAAUGUGUUCGUGUUGAGCAGGCGUAUCCAGUUGUUGGUCGAGUAUUCAAAAGAUAUUUUCGUGUGCAAUGCUCCAAACGCAUUGACUUUGUGCUUAUCUUUUCUAGUCCGAGUGUUCUUUUCCGUACGAUAGGUUGAAACGGAUCAAAGCGGCUCGGGGUAUUGCGGUGUUUCCGACACUCAAGUGUUCAAGAGCUUUGCGGACGUGUCACUUUGUUGAGGGAUUAGCUCCAUUGUUUGGUUAUUGGACCAUAGGGUUUUGUUGGGAUUUCACACCACAUUUCUUUCUCACGCGAAGAGUGCGGUCAAAUCAAAUGCGGACUUUACUCAAAUGAACCAAAGUGGUAUUGUAGUUUCUACUUGUUUCAAAGUUCAAUUGAAGUGGUGUACAAUUACUAUGUCAGUUUUUCAAUGUUUAAUUUGACAGGACAACUAUGCCAACUGCUUUUGCUGACAAUAUUAAUGGACUGAAUGCCCAUUUUUGUAGUUUCUACCAAAGACCUUUACUAUUCUUUGUUCUCUUCGAUUUUAUAACUGCGUUUUCAUUUUAACAUUCUGAGGAAAUAGUUAGGAUAUGACCAAAUCUAGUACCUUAUUUACAUACGUGCAUUCAAAAAAUCCUAAUGAAUCACAGAUCUUUAUGAAGAAGAUUGUGUUUUGUUUCUUCAAUUUCUCAGUGAAAACGAUAACAUAGUAUUGAAUUGGCUGUAAGCUACAGUGAAGGAAUGUCAUAGUAAUGAAUGAAUAUUUGUGUUAAUAUUCUUAAGUGGCCAUAUGGAUUAGUGCUUAUUUGAAGUAUAUAUUAUUUCUUUUUAUACUACUAGUACUUAUCGUAAAAUCAGUUUUGAAACAUUAGUUGUUGUGCACUACUUGUAUGCUGUCAGGAAUUUAAAAGAGUACUCGGCCCGUACGGUGCUUUCUUUAGUUUCCAUUUGACUGGUGUUUGUUUUUCUGUGUUUUAGUUGGGAUUCAGAAUUUGGAUAUGAAAUGAGAAAUCUUCUAACUUAUUUUUUAUUUUAACCUUGAAGUCUAUUAAUGUAUUGUCAAAUGUUGUCUACGAUGGCUGUGUAGAACAUAUUUGAUUGUGAUGUAAAAUGGGUCCCUUGUUCAUGCUCGUUGAAAUGGCUGAGACAGACAGUGGGUUACAACUACAUUGUCCUAGCCUUAAACCUCACUUUUUGGCCUAGUUAUGCUUGCCUGUCAUUGUAAUAAGUAAAAAAUGUUUAAAAAAAAAAAGAAAAGAAAAGAAAAGAAAAACAUAGGCCUGCACUUAAAUGUCUCGUAAGGAUCAAGUCUCUUUGGAACAAAUUUGUGCCUUUAAUAAAAACACAUUGAAAGUAUUUUUUGAUUGAACAAAUGAAGAAUUCCAGCUUAGGAAAUUUAGUGCCUUGGGAUAUUUUAAUCUGUAUUUCUCAAUGCACGAGAGUCCCGUGUAUUAAAGUAAUACCUAACUACUCUGCCUUUUAAACAUUUCAGUUUGAGUAAUUCUGAUUAAAAAAAAAAAAAAACAUUUAAUACUGUUGAAAAG